This is a messenger RNA of Engraulis encrasicolus (European anchovy), 3556 nucleotides long. RefSeq names its product adaptor related protein complex 5 subunit zeta 1 (gene ap5z1). NCBI's taxonomy places the organism in Eukaryota, Metazoa, Chordata, Actinopteri, Clupeiformes, Engraulidae. Gene Ontology annotation, cellular component: AP-5 adaptor complex. The coding region runs from base 46 to 2526 and encodes 826 amino acids. The transcript has 18 exons. The record is from RefSeq and is a predicted model, not a curated record.
AUUUUUGAGAGGACCCAAUGUUUUGGGUUAUCAAUUUGACAGAAAAUGUACUCCACAGGCAGCGAGAGUUUGCUGAAGCAAGCCAGAGAAAUACAAGAUGAGGAACUUCAGAAGUUUUAUGGGCGCAUUUUAAAGUCGCUCAGCGCAAACAGAGAACAUGGAAAUGAAACCAUUGAUUCUCUUCAGAGGCUCAACUUAAUCGUAUCUGCUGCCAAAUAUGCUAAAACACUCCCAUCAGAUCUAAGGAAGAAGUUGCAGAUAUUGCUUCUCACCAAGACGCACACAGAGCAACACCAAGCACUCUACUCCUCCAUUCUGAGGGAGACUCUUCCCCUUAGUAUCCACGAACUUUCUGGUGGACUGCCAACAGACCUCAGAUGGAACAGCUAUGUUGUAACUGUUGCCAUAUCUCAGGCUGCGUGCAAAGACGAUGUAGCUCCUCUCUGUCAACAUUUGCUGAAGCAACUGGAGUCCCGACAACCUGAUGGCCAAGUGUGUAAACACACUCUUCCCGUUCUCACCAAGCUGGUGAACAACAUUCCGGAUAUUCUUACUGAGGAUCAGGUGAAUCUGGUGAGCCGGAAGCUGGUCGACUGGCUGCGGUAUGCCAGCACUCAGCAAGGAGCCUCCAUAUCAGCUGGAGGCUUUUUCAGUGGACCCAGAACACGCCAGCCUGUUCCAGUGACGGAGGUGGAUGGCACAGUGGCAGGGGAUUUCUUCACUGUGUUGUGUGUGGGCCAGAGCUUCAGUGAGGACCAAUGGAUGAACAUGUACACCUUCUCCAUGAUCCGGAAGUGGCUGCUGACCUAUGACACGGAAGGAACCUCAGGCGCAGAGUCAGACCUACCUAGUCGAGUUCAGUUCAUCCUAUCUCAGGAAUAUGAUGAGCGUUCGGAGGUGGACAGCUCGGUGGUGUCCAUGGUAUCGGCCACCUCCUCCUGCAGCAGGCUACUGGCCCCCAAGGAGAGGCUCCGCGAGAAGGCCUUCGAGUACUGCCACCGGCUCAUUGAGCAGAGCGACCGCAAGGCAAUAAAAAGGACGGACACAGAACUUCAGAAAGCGUGCAUAGUGGAGGCGGUGACCAUCAUGGACAUCAUCUGUAAAGAGGACCCGUCGUACGUGUACCGCGCCUUCCCCAGCGUCAAGGCCCUCUAUGGCCGCCUCAGUGGGGAGCCGACCUACGCCAGAGCUCUCAUCCCCAUAGCACAGUUCUACCUCAACCACAGUGAGAUGGCAGCAGUGGAUUCUGAGCCAGUUUACAGGCAGCUGUUUGCUCGCUUCCCAUCCGAACUGUUCAACGAGCCGGCGCUGGCCUACGAGUUCAUCCAGUUCUGCAGAUCCAACAUGACCAUCCUUGAAGGUGGAGUCGCACUGUACAGACAGAGUUUCCCCAACCUUUUUAAGUUCCUGGCCUGGAACAGUCCUGCCUUGGUUUCAGACUUCCUGGACCUCCUGCCGUCCCUGAUGUGUCCGGACACCGCGGUGGAGAUCCUCCACUCCCUACUGGACCUGCCCUGCCUGGCGGCCACCCUGGACUUGCAGCAAAGAUCGGCCACUUAUCAGGGGUCUGAGCGUGUGCUGUGGGACAGUGGCAGCAAGCUGGCCAGCACUCUGGAGGCCUUCAGGCAGCCAUCCUACAGAGGCCUUUUCCUCUACAUCCUCAGGCCUGAGGCCGGCUCUGGAGACACCAUAGACAGACUAAACUUGCUCCAUGACGUGCUGUCUGAAAUGACAGCGUGUCCCAGAGUUGUGCAGUGUGCCCAGGUGGUCCCUGUCUUGCUUCACGUCUUCUUCAACAAUGUAACUAAGUUUGCAGAUCAGAAGCUGAUCAACCAGUUAGCCCUGGUUCUUCUAGAGAGGAGCAGCUUACUCUACAACAUCAAGCAGUUCAAGAUCGAGCUCUUCAGGGUCUUCAGUAGUCACAUCCGUGCCCUGUGUAAACUGCAGCCGUCCCUGAUUGAGGACCAGUCUCGGGAACUGCUGGACUUCAGUGGGAGCACUGCCAACAUCUACAGCAGGGAGGAGCUCUACACAAACGUGGUGUGGUUGAUAGGAGAGUACCUGUCUGUGGCCCACGACCCGCGCUGCUCCGUGGAGCUCAUCACUAAGUUCUUUGACGGUCUGGAGGCGGUGCUGUUUGAGAUCUCCCAGGUGCGGCAGUCGGCCAGCCCGCCCUCCUACCCCCCGCGCGUCCUCACCACCCUCAUGACCACCAUGGCCAAGCUGGCCUCCCGCAGCCAGGACCUCAUACCCAGGGUGUCUCUCAGCCUGUCCAAGCUGUGCACGUUUGCCCGCAGCCGAGCGGCCCAGGCCAGCUACAGCGAGGAGGACACGGAGGAGAUAGUGACCCGCGCUCACGAGCUCACCAACCUCCUCAAGCUGCCCAGCGUGGCCCAGUUUGUGCUGGCGCCGCCCGCCCUGGGGGACAGCCCGCGCUGCCACCGGGACGCCAACGCCUCUCUGCCCAGGGCCAUGAGGACCAUCAGCGAGCUCCUGCACAAGCAGACCAGCUUCCUGCCCGCCUGAAAUGGUGGAGGGGUGGUGGGAUGACAGAGGAGGGGGAGCCGUGCCCAUCUGGGUAUGCUUGGAUCAGUUUGUCAUCAGGGUUGAUGGCUGUCAAUCAGUUGAAGCAGUCACGCUUCCUGCCUGCCUGUCUGAGUGGCGUUGAGGGGGGGCAGGGGAGCAGUGAGCAGCUGGGCUGGCUCAGUUUGUCAUCAGGGUUGAUGGCUGUCAAUCAUUAGAGCAGCUUUGCAGCACAGAGGACUAAGAUAGUCACUACGGCACUUGCUCACAGACAGGGACAUUUAUGACUGUGUGACUUACGGUGGGGUCUGCAAUGGCAUCAAAUAUUCAAACACACACACACACACACACAGGCAGGCACUAGCGAAGGAAACAUUUACUAAUGCACUACCAUCACUGUUCUUUCAUGUCUGCAAUGACCACCUUGGUACACUUUUUUUUCUUUUACAAAAUCAUGUUUAUUUUCAUGUUGUCUAAAAAGUUACAUACAGUGCAAUUUUCAACACACAUUUUAUUUCAGAAGGAAACAUCGUAUAAUCAUGUGAUUGAGCGAGAGGUUCUAGAAUUCUAGAAUGCUCUAGAAACAGAAUUCUAUUCUGUUGAUAGACACAAGCAGUCCUAUCGCUCUUUAGUGCAUAUAUGUGCAUACAUGUCUUCUUACACAAAAGAGAACAACAGAACUCUUCUAUACCAUUGUGUAUUGGAAUGUUAGGAAAGAGCAGCAACGUGACAACACAUCACAAGAUAGGCUUCUUUUGUACUGAUUUACAUCCAGCUUAAAUCAGAAGAAAAUUGUCUUGUCCUGCUUUAAUUUAGCAGUCUACAAAUCUGCUGUAUGUUUACAAAUCAAUGUGCCUUGUAUUUGUUUUAAAACCUAUGAAAAAAAACAUUGUACAGUCACAGAUCAUCAAACAAAUGUUACGUUUUUUUUACCUGAGCAUCAGUACUUGGCAGUAUAUUCAGAAGAUGAAAUAAUAGAUUACUAAGUAAUGCCGACUAUGCCACUGAAUAAAGCGUGUUUUUCAGAGGCUGA